Messenger RNA from Miscanthus lutarioriparius, 1188 nucleotides. Lineage: Eukaryota; Viridiplantae; Streptophyta; Magnoliopsida; Poales; Poaceae. The record is from the annotation of a GenBank genome assembly.
AUGGUCGCGGAGGACCGCAUCAGUGCUCUCCCGGACGAGGUGAUCCAGGCGAUCCUCGCCUGCCUCCCGACCACCGCCGCCGCCGCGCGCACCAGCGUCCUCUCCCGCCGCUGGCGAGGCCUGUGGAAAUGCGUCCCGGAGCUCUCUUUCCACGUGGAGCCGAAGGCACCGCCGGGCGCUUUUUCCUCGACCGCUGACGCCGUCGACGCCUACUCCGCCUCCGCCGAGCUGAACCGCCUCACCCUCGACGUGGACCCGUCAACCCCCGUGCCACGCAUCGCGCACUGGCUGCACUUCGCAUCGCUGCGCCUCGCCGGCGCACAGGGGAUCUCGACGGGACACAAGAUUCGUAGGCUGAUCGAGCUGCCGGUCAACGAGAGGGCGACGCGCAUCGAGCUCGCCAGGAUCAACUUCCAGCUCCGACUGGGUGCCGGCGCGUUCACGUCGCUGCGCGCCCUCAGGAUCAACGGGGGCAAGUUCGUGCACGGCGACGUCGGCCACCUCGUGUCUACGCAGUGCCCGCGCCUGCGGGAGCUCGAGAUGAGCAACGUGGGCGGCGUCGUCGCCGCCGGCCACAUCUCCAUCAGCUCCACGUCGCUACAACGGCUUGUGUUCAGACGCAUCAGCGGCAUCAGCAAAAAGGACCGGAUCGUGGUUGCUGCACCAAGCCUAUACUACCUGGCUUUGGAAAACUGUGGAGACAGAUCUGCGGCAGCUACCAUCGUCGCCCCCAUGCUGGCCGAUCUGAUUUGGAAUCACAGCUAUGACCCUAGCCGCCAUAGCAUCAAGGAUGCCGAUCGCCAAAUCUACAGGCUAGCAGUCACCUGCCGAUCCAACACGGCGCUGUUUCAACGAUUUGAUGCCGUCGACAAGAUGUCCCUCCAUCUGUCCAUGUUGCCGAAAUCACUGUGCAGUCAUUGCUGUAAAUGUCUGGAGCCUGGAAGCUGGAAAACUGACGGUAUCACCCUGGAUUCGCUGGAGGAGCUGGAGAUCACUAGUUUCACCGGAGCUGAGGAUGACACCGAGUUCCUGAAGCUGCUGUUUGGGUGCAAGAUCAAACUCAGGAGGAUGGCCAUCCACACAAGAAAAGACGUUUCUCUGAGUCGGGAGGCGCAGAAGCAUCUCUGGGAUCUGGCACGUCCACACUGCAUCGUCCUCGAGUUUGAAACCACGCAGUUCCAUAGAUGA